AUGUUUUCACUCGAGACUACCUCGACAACGACCGCUGACAACAUUAUCACUGACAGGAUGAAUCUUCAUCAUUAUCUUCUGCGGGAGAUGCAUGGGUACCUAGUUCACCCUUCUAUCCCUACAGACAACCCCAAUCUGAGAGUUGCCGAUGUUGGAACAGGAACCGGUAUCUGGCUUACAGAUUUGGCUCGCCAGCUCCCUUCCACCGUCUCCCUCGAUGGAUUGGAUAUUUCAUCUGAGGCUGCUCCACCCAAGGAAUGGCUACCAAAAAACAUGACUCUCCGGAGGUUUGACCUUAUGUCCGAGGUUCCUGAGGAUCUGACUGGAGUCUACGACAUUGUCCAUAUUCGACUAUUUGCCUUUGUCCUCAAAAAUGACCAUAUGAAGACAGCAAUGGAUAAUCUACUGAAGCUGUUGAAACCAGGUAAUUACAUUCAAUGGUCUGAGCCAGAUAUCCUAUCUUGGCGCGUUAGAACAACCACCCCGGAUAAGAAAACAGAAGCUCUGACAAACUUGAUGACUAUUAGUCAACCAAGGGAUGAGCGCUUAAAGCCAACUUGGAUUGCAAGACUUACAGAUGAUUUCCGUGAGCACGGUCUAAGCUCCAUUGAUGCUGAUUUUAAAGAUCCAUCGCUCGAAAUUAUUAUGCCUCUUCACGAGUGUAACCUGUUGAUCCAUGAAUUUCUGGCUCGCAAGGCACAGAGUACUGAGUGGGCGGAGUGGAUUAAGAAGAUUCUUCCAGAGGUUCUUCGUGAGACGAGAGAGGGAGCAGCCUGGGAUUUCACUCGUGUUGUAGUGGUUGGUCAAAAACCACUUUGA
This is a messenger RNA of Penicillium malachiteum, 819 nucleotides long. RefSeq names its product class I SAM-dependent methyltransferase. The record is from RefSeq and is a predicted model, not a curated record. The transcript is spliced from 4 exons. Lineage: Eukaryota; Fungi; Ascomycota; Eurotiomycetes; Eurotiales; Aspergillaceae. Bases 1 to 819 code for a protein of 272 amino acids.